CCUGCCAAUAGCGUAGGGCUUGUGUCUGUGCGCUGGGUUUUUGCGGUGGGGGGGCAUCUUUGCUUACACCCCUGACGGGAUCGGGGCGCUUCCCCCCUUCGGGAAAGGGAGCGGCUGGAAAGGGAUCGGUGCUGCACCUGCUCGGGGGCAGGGGGGAGCGAUCGGGCUGGAAGGGGGAGCCCCCUCCCCGCACCCAGGAUCCAGCAAGAGCCUGGGGAUCCCCUGCCCCCCUCCCUCGAAGCAGCACCAUCUCUGAGCCAGACCCCGGACACCCCCACGCCGUCAUGUCGACCAUCAAUCCAGAAUAUGACUACUUGUUCAAACUCCUCCUGAUCGGGGACUCCGGGGUCGGCAAAUCCUGCCUUCUGCUGCGCUUUGCGGAUGACAAUUACACAGACAGCUACAUCAGUACCAUCGGGGUGGACUUCAAGAUCCGGACCAUCGAGCUGGAGGGGAAAACUAUCAAACUUCAGAUAUGGGACACAGCCGGCCAGGAGCGCUUCCGGACGAUCACAUCCAGUUACUACAGAGGUGCGCACGGUAUCAUCAUUGUGUAUGAUGUAACGGACCAGGACUCAUUCAACAACAUGCACCUGUGGCUGGAGGAGAUCGGCCGCUACGCCAGCGAAAACGUCAACAAGCUGAUUGUGGGCAACAAGAAUGACCUGACGUCCAAGAAGGUGGUGGAUUACACCAUGGCCAAGGAAUACGCGGACACGCUGGAGGUGCCGUUUCUGGAGACCAGCGCCAAGACCGCCACCAACGUGGAGCAGGCCUUCGUCACCAUGGCGGCCGAGAUCAAGAACCGGGUGGGCAGCGGCCUCCCCCACAGCGACAGCCACCAACCCAACCCCCACAUCCAGAGCGCCCCCCUGCGGCAGGGCCAGGCCGGCGCAGGGGAGGGCGGCGAUGGAGGUCCGGGCUGCUGUUAGGGAGGGGGGUUUCCCCACCCACUUACCCCUUGGUGGGGAGCUUCUCGGUGUCUGGGACUAUGGCUGGGGAUCAGGACGGCUGGGCAGGGGGACCCUUUGCAGCACCCUAUUUAUUUGCAAUAGAUUUUUACAGGCUGCGAUCCAGCUCCUUGCAUCCCUCUCCAACUGCGUGGGCACACCCUCCCCCUUGGCUAGCCAAGAGACACUCAGGGCCGGCUACUGAUCUGAGCUCCUGGCGAGCUGAGGUACUCCAAGCUCCAUCCUCUCCUCCCCUGGUCAUUCCCGAUCCCUGCUGCAUGGCCAUACAGCCAGCCCUGCUCUGCACCCUUCCGGCCUCUGGAAGGGCACCAGCUGCUCCGAACGGAGCCAGGCCCAGGAAGGAAUCCCCGAAUGCCGGAGGACGCGCGAUGCCUUCCUGCAUGGGGGUGGAAGGCGCCGUAGCCACAGACCGAGCAGCAAGGAACUGUGCCAUGACACCCAGGACAAAAGCAGAACGCGCCAUAGCCUGUGUCCCCUCUUAACAGCCUUGUGGAUGUCUGGCACCAAGUUAGCAUCUUCUUCAUGUCCAAAUGCUUGAAUUUCUCCCCCCUCGGCUCAACACUGAAGAGUAGCUUGAACAUUCAAAGCUUGGGCAGAAAUGCGAAUCG
Molecule: messenger RNA, 1579 nt
Organism: Chelonoidis abingdonii (Abingdon island giant tortoise)
Lineage: Eukaryota; Metazoa; Chordata; Testudines; Testudinidae
Product: ras-related protein ORAB-1-like
Molecular function (GO): GTP binding; GTPase activity
Source: RefSeq, a predicted model, not a curated record